This is a messenger RNA of Aaosphaeria arxii CBS 175.79, 2089 nucleotides long. RefSeq lists its product as uncharacterized. The transcript is spliced from 6 exons. Lineage: Eukaryota; Fungi; Ascomycota; Dothideomycetes; Pleosporales. The coding region runs from base 1 to 1953 and encodes 650 amino acids. The record is from RefSeq and is a predicted model, not a curated record.
AUGGAAAACUCCCACAAGCGCAAGCGCAAGCGCAUUGCCUCCCCCAGCGGUUCUGACAUUGUUACAAGCUCCAAGAGCGAUGCCCCUCACUCAAACAGCAGGCGAGCAACUUAUUUGCCAAAUGUUACAGAUUGGGCGUUUAGGAUCAAAGUGAUCUCUUCGCCUCAUACCAGCGAUGAUUUACUUCGAGAGGCCAUACAAGGCUUGAUCGUUACCUGCUUCCCUGAUGGUAUCCUCAAAGAGCUAGGAAUUGACGUUGUCCAAAAACACAUGAGGGAGCAAGCCGCACCUGAAGAAAAUAUCCGACGAGUACAGGCCAUUUUCGACCAAGAGAUGAUUUACCAAAUAGCGCGGAUGAUGGCGCCUCUUCUCGGGAACGAAGACAGACUUCGAGCUGGCAUUGACUCAGUCAUCGCAGCAAGCUACAAAUUGCAUAGCGAGACUCUGGAUCCAAAGAAUAUCAUAGCAGCCAUCUCCGACGUCCAGGAAUCGUAUGAACAACUCUUAGGCAUCAAAGGUGACCCUCAACUGUGUGGGCUUGGUACUUCUGGCGCUAUACGAGAAUCCGAAGCACCAUGGAUACAUGACGAGCAGGCAGCCGUAAAGCCUAAAGAAAAUCCCAGCCAAUCACUGACAGAAGAGACUGCGCGUGAAUGCCAGGUCAGUUCAAGUCAAAGCUCCCGGAGGAAGCCUACUCGACUACUAACGAAGACCCGGAGAUGGGAUGUUGAUGCAGCACAAGUAACGGAUCACGAUAUUCCUCUACACUUCAAGCGGCCAAGCGACCUUUUUUCAUACCAUGCAUACCCGGUAAUCAGAAGGGAUCUUGGUGACUCUGCGUCUGAUUCUGAAAUUCUAGCUCGAAUUGAAAUGCUCUUACAAGAAAUGUCCAAAGCAGAGCGACAGACAUGGGCACAUAGCCUGCAGAAACUCUACGAUGGUGACCUAUCUAUGCUCAAACGAGUUUCUGCGCGUGUAUCGUUCAUUGAAGGUAGAGCAACCCCGUUUGCUCCAAUGAACAAUACAGACCGUGAAAAUCAACUCGAAAUCUCAGGUCGUGGGAUCGAUCACAUGCAAUCCGCCAUCGAGAAUCAGCGUAACAAUACUGCGAAUAUUGGGCAUCCUCCAGCGGGACUAGGCGAAUAUAAUCCCAACUCACGCCUAGUUAACAUUAAAGAAGAGAACGAGCAGAUUAACAAGAGAGGCGUUACUUCAGUACCUACUAACCAGAGAGAGGCUUUACUCGAGCAGCCAAGUGCAUUCAAUGAUGCGCGACUCAAUCAAACACCAAAUCUACUUUGUUCCCCUGAUUUGUUGCCUAUACAGUGCCUACUUUUCUGCGACUGGGAUUCUCGUUCUCAGAAUCGUACAGAAUUGUCGCACGUUUUGGUUCACGAACUUGAUAAACGGGUACAGGCAACGAGCUUCGAAUUUUCCAAUAUGAAAGGCCGGAAAGGCUGUUUCAACAAAGCUAAGCUUGAAAGUAUCAUCCAAACUUCGAAAGAACCCAUUACGAGUCCACGAUGGCGCCUUCAACUGGAAAAUUUCUUUGUUCCUUGGGUCGUCACACACCCCGAUGCAUUCCCUGAACUUGUAACAGAUCACUUCAUUUUUGUCCACUUUUUGCCGUUUGACACUCCAAUUACUGACCUCGUCUUUGGUUUGGACCUCCGUAGCCGGUUUCCCACCAAAGCAGCCGCAAUACAGCAUGUUCAGGCAGGUCUGACUGCAAGAAAGGUUUCGGAGGAAUCCAGGUUUGCCUCUGGAGGUCACUUGCUUUGGCCACAUAUUCUCGAGUGCCUCCGAUUAUAUGAUACGCGCGGCCUGCCUCCAUGGGUGCAUAUUGAUCGAGCUUUGCGAUACUUUGUGUUUCAGAACAGAAAGCUUUUCCCCGAGAUAAAAAAUUUUGCCUUGGUAAAAGACUGGGAGAAAUUCACCGGGUCAACCUGGUGAUCGUGUUGGAUCUUCGAAUCAGCACAUCUGAUGGACGAUCGAAUUUCAUGGGCCAUCAAAUUGGGCACAGUGGCGAGAAACAAAUGGUUUGAUAAUUGAAAGCAUCGGCGUCAAAGGCCUGGGAUCCACGAUGCUA